AUGUCGAAACGUAUCAUGAACGAAGUAUUCUGUACUGCUGAAGAUAUGGGACUUCAAAUAUUUUACCAGGACUGUGAUAGCAUGCAUAUUUUCAAUGAAGACAUACCAAAGCUUGCAGCAGAGUUUAAGAAUAGUUACGGUCGCGAACUUAUAGGAAAGAACCUUGGUCAAUUUCAUUCUGACUUCGCAGAAAUAACACCUGGAAAACAAAGUUUAGCAUACAAGUCAAUAUUUUGUGGAAAGAAGACCUACAUAGACUUACUCACGAAUGAUUUAAAUGAAGUUGCAUUCCAUGCACGUUGCAAAGGUGUCAAACAAGACGUUCUUGCUUUAACAGCUAAUGAAAUGUUUCCUGAAGCUAUACAAUGCUAUUACAAUGAAGAUAAGAACAUUCACAUACCUGUUGGAACAUAUGACAAAGACUCUGAGUUCAGUUUAAUGAAACUUUACAAAGCACUUUAUGACGGUCAAGAGAUUGGAUUUGACUUAUGUAAGUCAUGUCAACCUUGCUUUGAAGAGAAGUUUAACUUCUCAAUAACGACUAAAACAAGCUUUAUUCGUAAGUUGAAGUUCUGA
Messenger RNA from Trichomonas vaginalis G3, 576 nucleotides. Its product is annotated as organellar and viral DNA polymerase type B. NCBI's taxonomy places the organism in Eukaryota, Parabasalia, Trichomonadida, Trichomonadidae. The record is from RefSeq and is a predicted model, not a curated record. The transcript has a single exon. Bases 1 to 576 code for a protein of 191 amino acids.